Messenger RNA from Owenia fusiformis, 1380 nucleotides. Lineage: Eukaryota; Metazoa; Annelida; Polychaeta; Sabellida; Oweniidae. The record is from the annotation of a GenBank genome assembly.
AGGCGUCACGUUACUAGGAAUCAAUUUCUCUCCUUCCAGAUCAAUGCUCAGUAAUUCUCUAAAUCCAUAAUCCCAAUAAUUGGGAAUAUGUCGAAUGGUAUGCAGGAGUACUCUAGGAGGCGUCAUGAUUCUGAAACAACGUCUGCAUCACAGAAGACUGACACAACAUGGAGAUAUUCUGUGUUUGGUCCAGAAAGACUUGGGAAAGGAGCAAUGCUCUUUACAGGGCCAGAUGGCAUUCGUGACCACAGGGUAACUGCCCAGCCAGAGAGUGAGCAUAGAUGGGUUGGGGAGGAUACCAUGUCUGCUGAGGGUACCAGUGAGGUAUCAUAUCUAUGGAGGUCGCCAAGGGGAUUCUUCCCCCUCCGCCCUAAAUCUGCCUGUGUGGGAGAGGUAGGCUGGUGCCACCCUAGGCUCACUGAGAGACCCCCUUUAGCUAGUCAAAUACAGCUUGGAGAGUUCCGACAGGCAGUAGAAGACAGAGCAACACAUACAGAUCAAAGCCCAUGGUAUCGACCAACCCCAUCAAAUUCUUACGAAGCCAUUAGAUCCGCAAGGCUAUCGGCGUCAUACCCAUUCCCUGCUGGACAGGGGAGACAACAAAAUAAUACAAACUACAACAACAGAAACAAUAACACCAACAGAUAUAGGAGUAGCUAUUAUAAUCCUGAAGAAUCAUCAUAUGAAGAAACCACUGACCUUGAAGGUGGCCCAUACAGGCCUGUAUCAAGAGGGAACAGUAGAAUGAGCAAUGUGUCAGCCCAUAGUCGACCAAGGGGGCAAAUUACAGCCAUUGUACCAACAGAAGAUACCAUUGAAGAGGAAUAAAAAAGAACUGCUCAAAUUAGAUAAUUAAAGUGGUUCAAAUUCUAAAUGUGAACUUUCUAAAUAAAGGAUCUGAGUGACCUGCAACUUACACUAUUAUUGGACUUUGAUACAAACUUUUUCAAAUAUCAAAUUUUAAAUAUCGCUUAUCUAAAUUAAACAGCAAUGAUAAAUUCAAGACUCAAAUACAAUUACCCAAUAGACCAGAAAUUCUUUUCAAGUAAAAUAUGUACAGGAAUGGUUUGUGUCAGAGUCUAUAGAUAGUGAAUAUGCCAAAUAUAUCUGGCGUAUUUUAGGAUCAGAGUAAGAGGUUGGUCCUCUUCUAUUGUUUGAAAACAGCAUUUGGUUUGCUGUAUUUAGAAAAUCAGUAUUUCUUACGGAGAAGAAUUUGUAUUCAAAGUGCAAUUUGUAACUAGCGCACAAGAUGAUAGUUCAGAAGCUGUGCUAUGAGCCAGUAUUAUUAAAAUAAGUAAAGGUAAAAAUGGUACACACCAUAUUGAAAUUGUGUAAAUUGAAUUAUGUUUAAUAAACAUGCACAUAAAAUAUGUUUACAAA